Messenger RNA from Pedinophyceae sp. YPF-701, 504 nucleotides. The record is from the annotation of a GenBank genome assembly. Lineage: Eukaryota; Viridiplantae; Chlorophyta; Pedinophyceae.
AUGAAGGACAAGACCAGCUACACUCUCGCGCGGCAGCUCCGAUCCGACCUCGCACGCGUACAGGAACUGGACCCACGGUGCGACUGGGUGCUCCCGUACCUAGAGGACAGCACCCACAGCGAACGACUGCUGCUGGGCAAGGUGGUGCUCCUCACGGACCUCCUCGGGAUGGAGACCCCGCUGCGCACCAUCGAGAUCAUCCGAGAGCGCCCGGAGAUCCUGCGGCUGGAGCCGGAGGAGGUCGUGCGGCGCGUCAUGGCCCUGAAACAAGCCAUCCCAAGUGGCAACAUUCCCGGAAUCCUAUUUCUGCGGCCCUCGCUCGUGGCCUCGCAGUCCGACCCCGGCCCGACGAUCGAGCGCGCGCUGCGGAAGAUGGCGCGCAUCAUGCCGGGCAUCCCCGUCGAGCGGCAGCUGCAUCGCGGUGCGGGGGCGUGGCGGUCGUUCGUGGAGAUACUGCGCGACAGCGAGGGGGCGUCGGCGUUCAGGGCGCGCGGGGGACGGUAG